CCCCGUCCAUACAAGUGCCACCUCUGCCCCAAGGCCUUCCACCGUCUCGAGCACCAGACCCGCCAUGUCCGCACCCACACUGGCGAACGACCCCACCAAUGCUCCUUCCCCACCUGUCUGAAGCGCUUCUCCCGCUCAGACGAGCUGACCAGACACAUGCGC
Gamsiella multidivaricata is the source of this 162-nucleotide messenger RNA. RefSeq lists its product as uncharacterized. NCBI's taxonomy places the organism in Eukaryota, Fungi, Mortierellomycota, Mortierellomycetes, Mortierellales, Mortierellaceae. Gene Ontology annotation, molecular function: RNA polymerase II cis-regulatory region sequence-specific DNA binding. Gene Ontology annotation, cellular component: cytoplasm; nucleus. The transcript has a single exon. The annotation marks the transcript as partial. The record is from RefSeq and is a predicted model, not a curated record.